AUGCGCCAACCUCGACGGUAUCCUAUAUUAUCCGCAGUAGGCUACCCUGCGAUGCGCCAACCUCAACGGUAUCCUGUAUUAUCCGCAGUAGGCUACCCUGCGAUGCGCCAACCUCGACGGUAUCCUAUGUUAUUCACAGUAGGCUACCCUGCGAUGCGCCAACCUCGACGGUAUCCUAUAUUAUCCGCAGUAGGCUACCCUGCGAUGCGCCAACCUCGACGGUAUCCUGUAUUAUCCGCAGUAGGCUACCCUGCGAUGCGCCAACCUCGACGGUAUCCUAUGUUAUCCACAGUAGGCUACCCUGCGAUGCGCCAACCUCGACGGUAUCCUGUAUUAUCCGCAGUAGGCUACCCUGCGAUGCGCCAACCUCGACGGUAUCCUAUAUUAUCCGCAGUAGGCUACCCUGCGAUGCGCCAACCUCGACGGUAUCCUAUGUUAUCCACAGUAGGCUACCCUGCGAUGCGCCAACCUCGACGGUAUCCUGUAUUAUCCGCAGUAGGCUACCCUGCGAUGCGCCAACCUCGACGGUAUCCUAUAUUAUCCGCAGUAGGCUACCCUGCGAUGCGCCAACCUCGACGGUAUCCUAUAUUAUCCGCAGUAGGCUACCCUGCGAUGCGCCAACCUCGACGGUAUCCUAUAUUAUCCGCAGUAGGCUACCCUGCGAUGCGCCAACCUGGACGGUAUCCUGUAUUAUCCGCAGUAGGCUACCCUGCGAUGCGCCAACCUCGACGGUAUCCUGUAUUAUCCGCAGUAGGCUACCCUGCGAUGCGCCAACCUCGACGGUAUCCUAUAUUAUCCGCAGUAGGCUACCCUGCGAUGCGCCAACCUCGACGGUAUCCUGUAUUAUCCGCAGUAGGCUACCCUGCGAUGCGCCAACCUCGACGGUAUCCUGUAUUAUCCACAGUAGGCUACCCUGCGAUGCGCCAACCUCGACGGUAUCCUGUAUUAUCCGCAGUAGGCUACCCUGCGAUGCGCCAACCUCGACGGUAUCCUGUAUUAUCCGCAGUAGGCUACCCUGCGAUGCGCCAACCUCGACGGUAUCCUAUAUUAUCCGCAGUAGGCUACCCUGCGAUGCGCCAACCUCGACGGUAUCCUAUGUUAUCCGCAGUAGGCUACCCUGCGAUGCGCCAACCUCGACGGUAUCCUAUAUUAUCCGCAGUAGGCUACCCUGCGAUGCGCCAACCUCGACGGUAUCCUAUGUUCUGCCCAUUACGCUACCCUGCGAUGCGCCAUACUUCAUCGACGCAGUCUUAG
This is a messenger RNA of Homalodisca vitripennis (glassy-winged sharpshooter), 1254 nucleotides long. RefSeq lists its product as uncharacterized. The record is from RefSeq and is a predicted model, not a curated record. The coding region runs from base 1 to 1254 and encodes 417 amino acids. The transcript has a single exon. Lineage: Eukaryota; Metazoa; Arthropoda; Insecta; Hemiptera; Cicadellidae.